Molecule: messenger RNA, 1278 nt
Organism: Morus notabilis
Lineage: Eukaryota; Viridiplantae; Streptophyta; Magnoliopsida; Rosales; Moraceae
Product: nuclear speckle splicing regulatory protein 1
Exons: 5
Coding region: 172-1119 (315 amino acids)
Biological process (GO): regulation of alternative mRNA splicing, via spliceosome
Source: RefSeq, a predicted model, not a curated record
CCCCCUUCUCUCCCGCAGAGUUCUCUCUCUCUCUCUCUCUCUACGAAAGCAGAAUCGAGUCGUUCUUUCCUGGGCUUCACCACCGAGCUUUCCACUGAGUAGAAGGCCAAUUUCUGCAGCGACACUCUCUGGAGAAAGGAGUUGAGGUGCAUUGAGAGGGAAUAAGAGAAAAUGAGCAAGUACGGUUUGAACCUUAGGCCACAGCAAAAGAAGCAGCCCGCGAGGCCUCCUCUUCCUACUGCUUUAGGUUUUGGCAAUGACGAUGACGAUGAUGUCGAGAAAGAGAUUUCUCGCCACGCUUCGAAGAAUAAGUCUCUCAAGGAAAUUGAGGAGCAGCAGAGGAAAGCCCUGGAAGAGGACCCCUCAGCUUUCGAUUAUGACGGAGUUUAUGAUGAAAUGAAGGCAAAAACCAUCCAACCUAAGGCACAAGAUCGUCAAGAGAGAAAGCCAAAAUAUAUUCAGAAUCUUCUUAGAAAAGCAGAACAACGACAACGGGAGCAAGAGAUAGUAUAUGAAAGAAAACUCGCCAAAGAGAGAAGUCAAGAGGACCACCUCUACGCAGAUAAGGACAAAUUUGUUACAAGUGCUUACAAAAAGAAACUUGCGGAGCAAGCAAAAUGGAUGGAGGAAGAACGUUUGCGUCAACGACGAGAAGAAAAAGAUGAUGUUACCAAGAAGACUGACUUGAGCGAUUUUUACUUCAACCUUGGAAAAAAUGUAGCAUUUGGUGCAAAAGACAUCGAGUCAAGGAAACAAGAGAGGCGUGUAGAAGAAUUGAGGAAGCCAGACAAACAUGGUGAUGCAGCGACUGCAGAAGCAUUGGAUAGAAAUCGGUCUGUCAAUAACUCACAUUCAUCGGUGGGAUCGUCUAAAGUGAGAGAGGAACAUCAAAGUGAAACUUCUCUUAGAAAGCAGCCAUCUGAGUCCUCUGAUCCAAAGCCAGUUUCAGAUCCUGACGUGAAGCCAGUUUCCGACACACCGGUGGCGGUGGAGGAAAAUUCUUCAGUCAAGGAACCACCAGAAGAGCAACCGAAGCGCGAACAUCAUAAAAGAACUGAAGACGCUCUGGCAGCAGCUAAAGAACGCUUCCUAGCACGGAAGAGAGCUAAAGAACAGUAAAACCAUAACUCUGAUGGGCAUGACAUUCUCUUGCGUGUCUUGUUUGCACCUUUAAAGGCUAUGCCCUGUGAUUGUGCUUAAUCCUAGUGCGAAUGAAGAUUAUGUAAUGUGCGACACCCAAGUAAUUGAGUAAUCUUUCCGUAUAUUUUUCUCUUUUUG